Molecule: messenger RNA, 525 nt
Organism: Panicum virgatum (switchgrass)
Lineage: Eukaryota; Viridiplantae; Streptophyta; Magnoliopsida; Poales; Poaceae
Product: translation initiation factor IF-2-like
Exons: 1
Coding region: 1-525 (174 amino acids)
Source: RefSeq, a predicted model, not a curated record
AUGCCGAGCUCGCUCACGGCCGCAGCAGAGGAGGGCCGUGGCUCCGCGCCGCCCAAGGCUCCGGCUCCCGCCGCCCCGAGCCGCCUGAGUCUCGCCGCGCGGCCCCGGUCGCCCGCGCGCUCGGCGUCGUCCGCCGCGGCCGCCCGCUCCAGCCGCGCCGCCACGGGGUACGCGGCCGCGCUGGCCGACGCGUGCGCGCGCGGGCACGCUGCACCAGGCCGCACGCGACGCCCGCGCGCUGCUGUCCCGCCGGCACAGAGACAGAGCAAGCUCCAAGGAGGAGGAGCUGGACGCGCGGGUGGCGGCGCUGGUGAGGAUGCUCGUCGGCAAGGGCAAGGCCGGGCUGGUCGCCGAGGUCCUGGCCGAGUUCGCCGCCAUCCUGGGGUCGGCUCGAGGAGGCCGUCCUCUUGGUGUAUGCGCGGGACAUGGCUGUUCCUCCGCCCCGGUCGGCGCUCGCUAUGCUGCAGCGGGCAGGGGAGCGUGUUGGAGGCGGCGGCGCAGGUGUGGAGAAGCCACCAGUCAUAA